Messenger RNA from Haemonchus placei, 210 nucleotides. The record is from the annotation of a GenBank genome assembly. NCBI's taxonomy places the organism in Eukaryota, Metazoa, Nematoda, Chromadorea, Rhabditida, Trichostrongylidae.
AUGCCAAACCAUGAGCCGUCUCCUGGCGGCUUCUUCGUCAAUCGCGAUACUAUUUCUCUUUCUAUGGCAAUUGCAGGGGAAAUUGUUGCCAACAUGGCUGUCAAUACAGCUCCUAAAUAUGACGUUGUGUUCUCACGCCAUGAGAACAAUGCCGCCAUCUCGACUGUGACAUCGUCGCAGAAGCAGUUCAUAGGUCUCGUUGUCGUGUAG